CCCCUAACAGUAACGGCCAGGACAGGCAUCGCGUAAUCGUCUCCGACGGCGAACAUUUCCUGCAGGCCAUGCUCGCGACACCGCUCAACGAGCUUGUAGAAAAUGGCCAGCUCACAAAGAACUCGAUCGUGGUCGCUGACGAAUUCUCGUGUAAUUACGUCGGCGAGAACAAAGGUCGCCUUCUCAUUAUACUCCGCCUCACUCCUCUGGCCAGCCCGAACGAGAAGAUUGGCUCGCCUACGGCCAUACAAGGCGCGGUAGGCAGCAAUGGGAAACCUAUCUCGUCUGCCGGCGGGACGCCGACCCCUGCUUCCGCUCCGAAAGCCGCCCCGAAAGCCGCCCCUCAGCCCGCACCUGCAAUGCACAACAAUGCGAGCAAUCAGCAGCGCCACACCUUCCCUAUCGAAGGUCUCAGUCCUUACCAGAACAACUGGACGAUCCGUGUGAAGGUUACGCAGAAGAGCGAUAUCCGCCAGUACUCGAAUGCGCGGGGAGAUGGCAAGCUCUUCAGCGCCGUUCUCAUGGACGAUACAGGCGAGAUAAAGGCAACCGCUUUCAAUAAUAACGUCGACGAAUUUUAUCCCAAGUUGGAGGAGGGCAAGAUCUACUACAUCUCGAAAGGUCAAGUUAGUCUCGCGAAGAAAAAGUUCAACAACGUCAACAACGAAUACGAGCUUGGCCUUCAACGAGGCACCAUCAUCGAAGAGUGCCGUGACGGACCAGUACUCAACAUCCAUUACAAGUUUAUUCCAUUGGACCAGCUGAUGAAUACUAACCCGGGAGAUACCAUUGACGUGUUGGGUAUUGUGAAGGAGAUGAGCGAUGUCACGCACCUCACCUCUCGUCAAGGCAACGAUUUGACAAAACGUGAAUUAACUAUCGUCGACCGCUCUGGCGCAUCCGUACGUUUAACUCUCUGGGGCAAGCAAGCGGACCGCUACUGCGAGUCAGGGGAGCCUAUCAUCGCUUGGAAGAGCGUGAAAGUCGGCGACUUCGGUGGUCGCAGCUUGUCAAUGCUCAGCUCCAGUAGCAUGGAGAUCAAUCCGGAUAUUCCUGACGCCCAUGUCCUGAGGGGGUGGUAUGACACUGACGGCAAGGUUCAGGAUUUCCAGCCCCAGACGAGCUCUGCUCCACGAGGCAGCGGUGGUGCCUUCAACCGUGACGAGAUUCGCUUGUUGGAUGACGUCCGAAGCGCGAACCUCGGUGGCGGAGAUAAGCCUGACUUCUUCUCUGCUCAUGCGACGAUCAUGCAUAUCAAGUCGGAUAACAUCGCAUACCCAGCGUGUCAGAACCAAGGCUGCAACAAGAAGGUGAUCGAGCAGCACGACGGCUGGCGUUGCGAGAAGUGUGACAAGGUGUUUGAAAGGCCUUCCUACCGCUACAUCAUGGCUAUGGCUGUCGCCGACCACUCCGGUCAGGUGUGGUUCCAAUGCUUCAAUGAAGCUGGUGUUGUCAUUUUCGACAUGACUGCCGAUCAGCUCGUAGAACUCAAGGAUCGCGACGAUGCACAGUAUAAUAAGGUACUCGAAAGCGCCGUUGGCACGACGUACAACUUCACCUGUAGAGCGAAGAUGGAGAGCUUCCAGGAAAAUAACCGUGUUCGCUACGGUGUUCAGAAGAUUCUUCCUCUCGACUACAAGGAAGAAGGCAACUACCUCAUGAAACUUCUGAGCUCGCCUUGGGCACAGUAGAUCCUUCGUUCCUUUCGCUUUUCAGUCCUCUCGCACCGUGGGUUCGCUGUUGUACUGUCAGAUAUACUUUGUAUUUCUAGCCACCUGUCCUAUAAUAUCACUAC
Phanerochaete carnosa HHB-10118-sp is the source of this 1795-nucleotide messenger RNA. RefSeq lists its product as uncharacterized. The record is from RefSeq and is a predicted model, not a curated record. Gene Ontology annotation, cellular component: nucleus; DNA replication factor A complex. Gene Ontology annotation, biological process: DNA replication; nucleotide-excision repair; double-strand break repair via homologous recombination. Gene Ontology annotation, molecular function: single-stranded telomeric DNA binding; damaged DNA binding. The coding region runs from base 69 to 1691 and encodes 540 amino acids. NCBI's taxonomy places the organism in Eukaryota, Fungi, Basidiomycota, Agaricomycetes, Polyporales, Phanerochaetaceae. The transcript has 9 exons.